This is a messenger RNA of Hevea brasiliensis (rubber tree), 2017 nucleotides long. RefSeq lists its product as uncharacterized. The transcript is spliced from 6 exons. Lineage: Eukaryota; Viridiplantae; Streptophyta; Magnoliopsida; Malpighiales; Euphorbiaceae. The record is from RefSeq and is a predicted model, not a curated record. The coding region runs from base 419 to 1762 and encodes 447 amino acids.
GUCGAAUUGUGUAUUAUUAUUAUUAUAAUAACAGCAUCGAGAAAGGCGAGAAAACCAUAUUCAUGUACCACCAGUUUACCACGCUCCACAUCAUAAGAGAUCACAGCCGUUCAAUUCAUGGGUCCCACAUCCUCCUCCGGUAAUAGCUAACCAAUGGAACGGUAAAUGUACAGGAAACGGAUGGCCAUUACAUAAACGGUAUCGUUUAAGACAUGUCUAUUAUGGGUUUUCUGUUAUGACAGCUUUUAACAGUAAAUUAAGGAAGGAAGCGAGCCAAGGAGCCAAAAACCCCAUUGGAUUAGAAAUGGAGGAUUUGCCCCUUAAAAAUUCAAUCAAGAGGGCAUAGGCGCUACAACAUUCGUAAUUUUUCUGUUGAGUGUUCUUCUCCAUUGCUUAAGCCAGUUCAAAGAAAGCGGAAAUGGCUCUCAAGAAUACCAAAGAUCACUGGGCAUUUCUGCAAGAAAUUGAAGCACCAAUGUGGGUAGAUCUUACCCUAGAAGCAAAAUCUAAUUACCAAGACAUUGAUGAUGGGUGGUUUUAUACUAGCCAUGAGUUCCACCACUGUUCUUCUCAUCAGCUAAAAGCACAAUUUGCUCAUUCUGGUGAGAGCAGUAUGUCAUCUGACAUUGAUCUGAAGGGGCCAUCUUCACCUAAGCUUCCAUCCUCAGUUUCAAGAUCCAGGGGCAAGCACUGUGCAAGCAACAAAUCUGGUUCAUUGAAUAAGCAGCAUCCAGUUAAGGUUUUAAAUGGGAAUUCUUCAUGGGUGAAUUCAGGAUCUGGCAAGGAAAUAAAACCCAAACAAAGCUUUAUAAAUUCUAAUAGAACUUCAAGGUCAAAAAUAAGUUUUGUUCUUGAGAAGGAUUUAACUGAAAAUGUAAGAGAAAAUGGUUUGAAAGCUGUAUCUAAUCAUGGAGACUUUGAAGGUAGUUCAAGUUCUGUGGUGGAUAAGGCAGGUGAAAGCAAUACAAGCACCAUUACUUCUGAGAGUGGUCAGAAACCACAGCAAAGAAACCUGGAGGUAUCAAGUCAAGCUUUUGGUUAUUCAAGUGGACUUUUAUCAGCAAUGAGGAUUAGCCUUAGGAAAAGCUGUGUUACAAGACAAGCAUCAAGGGGGGGUUUUAAUAAUAAUAGUAGGAGGCAAUCAAGAGGUCACAAUUCUGUGUCUGGCAAAUCUAGCAAGGGAUCAUCUUCGAACCAUCACUUUGAUUUUAAGAGUUCUACAUUUGCAUUGGUGCAGCAUAAAGAAUGCACCCCAGAUAGCAGAAAUGGAGCAAGAAUGACUAGAGCAACAAAGAACAAGGUAAAAGAUUGUAAUGUGUCCAAGGCUUCUAAUGUUCAAGUUAAAAUGGGAGUUGGCAAUGUUAGAAGGGAAGGGACAUUUUCAAAGACAGCCCAUCAAGAAGUUGCAAAGUCAAAGGUCCAAAAUCAGACCCUGCACGUGAAAGCUUUGCUGCAGCAUAGGGUUAACGAACAAGGUUCAUUGGCUGGUGUUACAAAAGCUAAAGAGAAGGUUACAGUGGGUAGGCACAAUAGAUUGGUGGGUGGUGGAAAUGAGAAUGCAACAGGAAGAGUGCCCUUGAGCCAAAAAUUCAGUCAUGGAGACGAUGCUACUGGAGUCAUAGCUAGUGGUCGGAAGGAGGCAAAACAGAAUGUUCCACUAAAGUAUGAUAGAACAAGAGUGGUUGGCCCAAAGGAAAAAAUCAGCAGUCUAAAGAGGGGUAAUCAUCCAAAAAAUGCGGCUCAGAGGAUCUACCUUCGAUGAGCAAGCAUUGCAGAAUAAUCAUCUGUUUGUACAUAGAUUCUUAACUUUCUCUAACUACAGAGAAAAACAGUCCACAUUACCGUCGCUUCCAAGGCUGAAUUUACGGGUUACAGGGGCAAAUUUUGGUAUUAUUGUCCCUUGUCACGCUUGGCUUUCAUUUGUAAAUACUCGUUCUUCGAUAUUUUUGUAUUUGAGCCUUCAUGAACUCAUUGUUACUCUAAUGUUUUAGUAAAUUUCAUUGAUAAUUAUACUGUA